Messenger RNA from Hypanus sabinus (Atlantic stingray), 4424 nucleotides. It is a transcript of the gene chek2, whose product is annotated as checkpoint kinase 2. Bases 431 to 1999 code for a protein of 522 amino acids. NCBI's taxonomy places the organism in Eukaryota, Metazoa, Chordata, Chondrichthyes, Myliobatiformes, Dasyatidae. Gene Ontology annotation, cellular component: nucleus; cytoplasm. The record is from RefSeq and is a predicted model, not a curated record. Gene Ontology annotation, biological process: protein phosphorylation; mitotic DNA damage checkpoint signaling. The transcript has 14 exons. Gene Ontology annotation, molecular function: ATP binding; protein binding; protein serine/threonine kinase activity.
UUGAGUGAGAAAUACAGGUUAUGGAGGGAUAUUAGGAUUGAAAUGCGUUUAUUAUGAAAGUAACUCGCGUUGGCAAAAACUCAAUACAGCGGUCGGGUUGAUGUCUGGGCUGGACCUGACUUUCUUCCCUUGAACCCUUAUAGAAGUUCAUUAAUUCACCUUCUCUUCCUCCAUCUGCGCCGUCUCGCUUUGCAGUUGCUGGCCUUCCCCUGUUUGUCACUGAUGUGCCUUUUGCCAGUAGUCAGCGGGUUGACUUCACGGUGACAAUCCCAUGUCUAAAGUUGGGGUAAAACAGUUUCUCUGACUAACUCAGGGCAGGCGUGGAGAUUUUUUUCAGUUUGUAAGUAGAAGUUAAUUUUUUUAAUUUUUAGUUAGAGCUUGGUUAGAGUCUUUCCCCAAUAUAUAUUUUGGGAUCAAAUACCAACCAGGAAUGUCGAAGGAGAACGUUAGUGAGGCAUCUCAGUCCCAGUCUCAAUCCCAGUCACAUUCGCAGUCUCACUCACAGAGCGCCUCGUCCUCCAGUGCCACAGGAUCUAGCAGUCUCUCCUCCGCAGGCAGUGCCACGGUCAUUUUGGAUUCUGCUCCUUCUCAGGACCUCGCUCCAAUCCCAGAGGAGGAACCACUGACGCCGUGGGGACGGCUUUGGGCACUAGAAAGCGGAUUUUGGAAUCUGGAUUGCUUUCAAAAUGAGUACUGGUUUGGGAGGGAUCAAUUAUGCCAGUACAGUUUUGAUCAUCCAGCAUUGAAGAAGAAGGAAUAUUUCAAAUCAUACAGCAAGAGGCACUUCAGGAUAGUCAGAGAGGAAAUUCCUGGGAAUUCAUUUGUAGUGUUCAUUGAAGAUCACAGUUCGAAUGGGACCUUUCUAAAUGGGACGAUUAUUGGAAAGAGUCAGAGGUUACCACUGUGCAAUAAUGCAGAAAUAGCAAUUAAUCACCAAUCUCACAAAGUUUUUGUCUUUUCUGAUCUAACGACGGAUGACCUAAUCAACCUACCAAAAAAAUUCAGAGAUAAGUACAUCAUUUCAAAAGCUCUUGGCUCGGGUGUAUGUGGAGAGGUGAAGUUGGCAUUUGAGAAGACAACCUGCAAGAAAGUAGCUGUGAAGAUUGUGCAUAAACCAAAGUUUGCAAAACUUGUAACUGAGCGAGGAGAUGUAUCUUCUAAUGUUGCAACAGAGAUUGAAAUUCUAAAGAAGUUGGACCAUCCUUGUAUAAUCAAGAUUGAAGAGGUGUUUGAUUUUGAAGAUGCUUUCUACAUUGUACUGGAUUUGAUGGAAGGUGGAGAGCUUUUUGAUCGAGUGGCUCGCUCAAAAGGACUGAAAGAAGAAACGGCCAAAUUGCUCUUCUAUCAGAUGCUGCUUGCAGUCCAAUAUCUUCAUGACAAUAAUAUUACUCACAGAGAUCUUAAGCCUGAAAAUGUGUUGCUCAAAAGCAAUGAGGAGAACUGCCUUCUUAAGAUUACAGAUUUUGGUUUAUCAAAGAUCGUAGGAGAAGCCUCACUGAUGAAGACAUUAUGUGGAACACCCACCUAUCUAGCUCCUGAGGUGCUGUUGGGUGCUGGAGCAGGUUCCUAUUCUAAAGCAGUGGAUUGCUGGAGCCUUGGAGUUAUACUUUUCAUUUGCUUGGCUGGGUAUCCACCAUUUAGUGAUCAAAACAAGGAGAUGGCACUGAGGGAUCAAAUUAUAAAAGGUCACUACAAGCUAAUCCGUGACUGCUGGGUGAAUGUCUCUGAAACAGCAAAGGACUUGGUGAAGAAGCUGCUUGUUGUAGAUCCAGAAAAAAGACUCUCAACAGAAGAGGCACUUAAACACCCAUGGAUGCAGGAUGAAGAUAUGAAGAGAAAAGUAAAGCAGUUGAUGUAUCCACAAACUGAAUUAAUGUUACCACCAGGCACAGGUGAACAGCCAUCAACAAGUAGAAAAAGAGCACAUGCAGAGGAUGACCCCUUGCCUGCUAAACGUCCUACACAUUCUGCUCUGAACAAUAAGGCUGCUCAGGAGUAGGAAAAAGGGAGUGGAUAUAACGUAAUGUUCACCUUGCACGUGUGUGGAAACAAGAAACUGAUUCUACCUGAUCUAUUCUGGACACCAUCUAUUUCACACAAGAAUUUUUCUAAAUAAUGUUUUUUUUCUACCAGUGUAUCUUGAAAUGUUUGUCAUGUUUGAAAUUAAAUACUUCUAAAUAGUUUCAUACUAUUUUUGGAAGACUAUAAUGGAAGAUCACUUGCACUCCUGUCAAAAAAUUAUUUUACCUUUUAUACAUUUCCCUAAUAAAGGUAUUGAAAGGUUAAAUUCUCAAGGGAAUUUAAUGGUCUUAUUUGGUACAGAUAAGAUCGGCUAAAAAAGUUGAUGCUGAUUAACACAGGUUGAACUGGAAAAAAAAAGUGUUUGGAUAAGGUCUACUCAAUGGUUGAGGUGGGAAAAUUUCAAGAUGGAAUUAGGACAAAUGACCACUUUAAUCACUGCUGCUGGUAGUAAUUGAUGUGAAGCUGCCAAUUGACUGUGUGGGCUGGAUCCCAAAGAUUUGAUGUGCCACAGCAGCCUUUAGCCCUAGAAGCUGAAGGCAAAGGCACUUAUUUAUGGUGGAAACUGGAGGUUUCCUGUUUUUUUCCUCUUGAGAGCUGCCAUUUUGAUUGCAUUUUUGUAAAGUUGCCCUUGUAUUGUUUCCUUUGUGUUAGUACUGCAGUGUUUUAAAGGGGUGUACCAAUUUAAAGUUGUUUUGAGCCAUACAAAUUACUAGGAUCCUAAAUUAAAACACUUUGGUCCAAGUUAAACAGUUGAGGUAAACUGGUAGAGGAGAUGAAUGUCAUCUGCUUUUUUUUUAACGAAGAUUAAUCUCUGCUGGAGGAUGUAUAUGGAGCUUGGGUCAUGCUGGAUUAUUGCUAAUCUUUGAUGCUUGUUGUAGACAUGGUUUCAGCUCCUGCUGAGAUACUGGAAGUGUCCUGCACAAUAGGUAUAGAGUAGGUAAAUUGUGAAGUCUAUUGUAAAUAUAAUAUUUACAAGUGUGUAAAUUCUGCUCCUGGUGCCAAACAACAACUUAAACAGAUUGGAGGUAUUGUAUUUCCUUAUUCCUGUAUAUUGUUAGCAUAUCCUUGGCGCUCCAUCACCUGAAUGAUCAUGCAAGCUUGCCUGUAACUUUGUAAAGUAGCAGGACCAUUUUGAGGCUACAUUUACACAAAAUGGUGCCUUCUCAUUUUUUAAGUAUGUGAAAUUGUUUUGAAAUUAAUACGGUAUGAUUGAACACCAAUCUCAGGACCAGUUUUGAUCUGAGAUAUGGCAUUGAAAUUCCACCUGCAGUGUUAUAUAAUCUUUUGUUUUGAUACCAUUUAUGUUUAAGAUAUUCUGCUUCUGUUAAUAGCAUUUUAAUUUAGUUUGGUGCAAACCAAAUAAAAUGAAUAGAUUGCUCUCAUAUGUAAUCAGAGAAUUGUCUCUUUAUUUUUAAUGUGCACCUGUAUAUUCUGAACACUUAAUUGCAUUUUUGAACCAUUUUAUAUGUUUUUCUAUUUUUGUCAUUAUACUUCUAUCGUAGAUAAACUGCCUUUGGAGCAAAGUGCACAUGUUGCCGAUUUCUUUUUGGGCAUUCUGUAUUGUUGAGAUCUUCUGUGUGAUUUUUGCUGCAAAGUUAUUGUGAUGAACUGAACACUAGUUCGAGGAAGAAUGGGGAGUGUGGUUAGAGAACUUUUCCUUUCAGGGUGAUAACUUACUUUGUUUUUUUUAAUGCCAUGCCAGUUUAACAAUGAAUUAAAGUGGCAUGUCUGAAACAAGUUGAAAAUAAUAUCUUGCAUUUUGUCCACUGUUUUGAAAAGCCAUGCAAGUUUUAAUCUAUUGUAUCCUUUGAAUCAUGCCUUCAAGUUUUACAAAAUUUUCAAUUAAAAUUUAUAAUCUGUCACAAGCCUUCUAGCUGCAGCUCCCUUCGACAGAUAAGCAGCCUCAUUAUCCCUGAGGAUCACUGAAACACCAUUGUCCUGUCCCCACUAUCUGUCAGUCCUAGGAAGGAUAUGCCUAUGUAGAGUACAGAUGUGGUAAUGCAACAUGCUAGAUUCUGUGUAAUGGUAAAACAUUUAUUAGUUUACUUUCCACAGCCCCAUUCUCCCAAGCAUCUUGUGGUAGCUGAUGUUUUGAUCAUUAAAUAGCAUAGCUUAUCCCAGUACACUGCUUGCCUAUUGAAUAAUUUGAAUUAAAGUAACUUCUGCCCCACGAUUUUGAAAGGGUCUUAGUAAAUGUUCCUAAUUAAGUUACAGUUUUAUCCAUUUUAGGUUCAUGGUGUAUAUUUUUGGUCAGAUCGUUUAUAUGAAAGUUUUAUAAGUCAAUGUUGAUGCAUAUAUUGUAAAAUCAAGAAAAUUCUAAGAUAAUUUUGUACAAAUCAAGAAGUUUCUAAAGCAAUAAUACCCUUGUAUUAUGUUUGGAUAAAAUAAAAUGUUUCCUUGUA